AUGGGGAGACUGGACGGCAAGGUCAUGAUUGUGACGGGCGCCGGGUCUGGAUUUGGAAGGGGAAUUGUGAAGAAAGCGACCUCGGAAGGAGCCCGCGUGCUCGGUAUCGACAUCGACCAAAGCGGGAACGAGGAGACGAGCAGGUUAGUCCCCGCGGACCGGUUCGCCUACUUGACGGCCACCGUCGCGGCCGAGCAGACGUGGUCGGACGCUCUGCAAUUGGCACAGGACAAGUUCUCCGCCGUCCCGGGCACGGUCGUCAACUGCGCCGGCUACGUCCACCUGGGGGCCGACGCGCACGCGGUGCCCGAGGAGGACUUCGAGCGCGUCUGGCAGGUCAACGUCAAGCCCCUGUAUCUCACGGUGAAGGUGGUCGUGCCGUACUGGAUGGCGAAGGGGAUUCCCGGCCAUGUUAUCAACAUUGGGAGCAUCGGCUCGCAGAGACCCCGAGCGAGCACCAUCUGGUACACUGCUAGUAAAGGGGCUCUUGACACGGCAACUGAAGGCCUUGCUGGGGCAUAUGCCAAGCACCGUAUCCGCUUCAACAUCGUCAGACCUUCGUUCGGUAACACACCGAUGGCACCACGGGUUGUCGGUGGCGUGGACAGCGAAGAGGGACGAGCCAAGCGACUGGCCACCCUCCCGCUUGGUCGUCUGUGCGAGCCCGAAGACGUCGCCAACAUGACGGCUUUUCUGGCAUCGGAUGAAGCAAAUUAUAUCACAGGCGCUGGAUUCAAUGUCGACGGUGGACGAUAUGUCUCUUGAUGUUUCUGGUGCUCUAAGUGUGCGUGGGCUCAUUUGCAGAGACAAAUGCUUGAAAGUGAAUUCCCUGGGACUCAAUUAUAG
This is a messenger RNA of Cladophialophora immunda, 846 nucleotides long. RefSeq lists its product as uncharacterized. The record is from RefSeq and is a predicted model, not a curated record. NCBI's taxonomy places the organism in Eukaryota, Fungi, Ascomycota, Eurotiomycetes, Chaetothyriales, Herpotrichiellaceae. The coding region runs from base 1 to 765 and encodes 254 amino acids. The transcript is spliced from 5 exons.